Messenger RNA from Hippoglossus stenolepis (Pacific halibut), 2913 nucleotides. It is a transcript of the gene lmnb2, whose product is annotated as lamin B2. The record is from RefSeq and is a predicted model, not a curated record. The transcript is spliced from 13 exons. Lineage: Eukaryota; Metazoa; Chordata; Actinopteri; Pleuronectiformes; Pleuronectidae. Bases 234 to 1958 code for a protein of 574 amino acids.
GCGCUCUGUGCUUUUGGCGCGGUCUUGAUAGCGGUGUCGGCCAUCUUGGAAUCACAACCUUGUUUCAUGCAACUGUCUGAGGCGUUGCAUGGUCCUGCGACUCAUUGAAAGACACCGUCAGUUUAGGAGAUACGCCGUUUAUUUGUUCGCAUUCAACGAAAACCGCGGAUAAGCUUGUUUUCUAUUUGCGCUUUUAGCGGUGAAGCAAACUCGGGAUUAUCGAAAGAACCAUUAUGGCGACUGCAACUCCAAGUCGUGAAGCUGGCCGGCCGGCGGCCUCUACUCCUCUCUCCCCGACCCGGAUCUCUCGAUUGCAGGAGAAACAAGACCUGCAGCACCUGAACGACCGACUCGCCGUCUACAUCGACCGAGUCCGGUCAUUGGAGCUGGAGAAUGACCGGCUGAUCGUCAAAGUGUCCGAGAAAGAGGAGGUGACUACUAGAGAGGUGGCAGGCCUGAAGUCUCUGUAUGAGGCAGAGUUAGCUGAUGCUCGACGUGUUCUGGACGACACUGCUAAAGAGAGAGCCAGGCUCCAGAUAGACCUGGGCAAGGCUCAGGCUGACCUGGAAGAAGCCACGCGCAGUGUCAAGAAGAAGGAUGGUGAUCUUGCUGCAGCACUCUCCAGGGCCAGUGGUUUGGAAGGCCAGCUUCACAAGAGUGAAGCAGCUCUUUCUACAGCUGUAAGCCAGAAUGCUGCUCUGACUUCUGAGCUGGCUGAUGUCAAGAGCCUGCUGGCUAAGGCAGAGGACAGCCAUGCUGUUGCUAAGCGCCAGCUGGAGGCAGAGACACUGAUGCGUGUAGACUCGGAGAACCGUUGUCAAUCACUGAGUGAGGAGCUGGAGUUCAGGAAGAGCAUGUUUGAAGAGGAGGUGCGUGACUCACGGCGUCGACAGGAGCAGAGAAUCGUGGAGGUGGAUUCUGGAGUCAGACAGGACUAUGAGUUCAAACUGGCGCAAGCUUUACAGGACUUAAGGAAGCAACAUGACGAGCAAGUUUUUCUCUAUAAGGAAGAACUGGAGCAAACCUUCCAGGCCAAGUUGGAAAAUGCCAAAGUGUCCUCAGAGAUGAAUGACAGGGCAGUGAGCACAGCCAGGGAGGAGGUGCAGGAGUCCCGUAUGAGAAUAGAGAGCCUUGGAUAUCAGCUGAGUGCCCUGCAGAAACAGGUGGCUGCCUCAGAGGAUCGUAUCAGAGAGCUAGAAGAAAUUCUGUCAGCAGAGCGUGACAAGCACCGUUAUGCCAUCGAAGCAAAAGAACAGGAGAUGAGUGAACUGAGAGAGAGGAUGAACACUCAGCUCAGUGAAUAUCAGGAGUUGCUGGAUGUGAAGCUGGCUCUUGAUAUGGAGAUCAAUGCAUACAGGAAACUGCUGGAGGGAGAGGAGCACAGACUGAAGCUGUCCCCCAGCCCAACAGCUCGAGUCACUGUUUCCAGGAAGACAGGAUCUUCUUCCUCGCACUCAUCCAAGAGGAAGAGAGCGGAUGCUAAGGAAGUGUCCGAUGUGGCAAGAGGAGAGGACCAGCUGCUAGUGUCGGAAGAGGCCACAGCUAGUGGAGCAGUCACCAUAUCACCCACUGACAUGGAUGGAAAUGCAGUCACACUGACUAAUGAUACUGAGCAGGACCAGCCUUUGGGCAACUGGAGGUUGAAGAGACAGGUUGACGAUGGGGACGAGAUUGUCUACAAGUUCUCCCCAAAGUUUAUCCUCAAGGCUGGACAGUCAGUCACGGUAUGGUCUGCUGAUGCCGGCGUUGCCCACAGUCCCCCAUCUGACUUGCUGUGGAAGAGCCAGGCUUCCUGGGGCACAGGAGAUGACAUAGUGACUUCUUUGAUCAACAAUGAUGGCGAGGAGGUGGCCAGGAGGAGUGUAAUUAAGACUCAGCUGGAGGUAGAGAACGGAGAGGAAGAGGAGGAAGAAAUACAGACAGGCAAGGUGUCAUCCAGAGAGUGCGCCAUCAUGUGAAGCCUUCCUGCUCUGCUGAUGGCUUUGACUCCCCCACUCUAUCAGAUAUGAUCCUGUCUAGUGCUUCAUCAUUUGGUGUUUUUAUUGUCCAAGACAAUGUAAGAACCUUUUGGACAAAUAGGCUCCCUUUUUACUGCUCUCUAUAUUUUGGGCCUGCUUUAAUAUGAAUAAUUUCCCUAAAUGUAACUUCACAAUGCCAUCAUGUGUGCGCCAAGCAAAGAUGACGGAUCCAAACUGUCAGACUGUGGUGUUACAGCUGAAUAUUCACACUCCUGCGAUUAGUACUCUACAUGCUCAGAUUUAUUUCAUUCAUCAUUGCAAACAUUUCAGUUUGCGUUAUGAUCAACUAAAAAUACCCUUUUGUUGUUAAGAUAAGGACCUACUAUCUAUAGCCAUGAAGAUAGAAUGAAUGAAUAACUUGAGUGUUAAACAUGUCAUGAGAAAAAUGUCUUCUCCCUCCAAAAUCAAAACAUUUUGUUUAACAAUAGGCCUUGCAUUGUCUCCCAUCUAUAACGUGCAUGUGUGGUUACCCAGAUAAACUUCUCUCCGCACAUUUUACUUGCAUAUUUUCAUUCAUCCUCAUUUGAAGAUGAAUAGAAAUACAGUUAUAAUUGGGGUUUUAUUGAUUCGUUAAUCAUAGCCUUUUGAAAUUCAGCUUUCUUUUGUGAUUGUGCUAAAAACAUAAUUCCCCUGAAGAAAACUUAGCGUGUGUUUGACUGCAGUAGAAGACCACUAAGAAUAUAUAAUCCAAAUCUUUGUUAUUACAUGGCCUGCUCUCAGAAUCCUGAUCACACUCCUGAAGCAGGUCCACACUCCAUCCUUCUGCUGUGUCUCAGUCUCCUGUUCCUUCACUCUGCUUUACCUCUGGAAAGAAAGCAGUGACACUUGAUUGUUCAUCUGAUCGGCCUUACUUGGCAGAACUGAAUAAAACUAGAGACAAACAUUUGAAACUUAA